Peromyscus leucopus (white-footed mouse) is the source of this 4872-nucleotide messenger RNA. RefSeq names its product GRB2 associated binding protein 1 (gene Gab1). NCBI's taxonomy places the organism in Eukaryota, Metazoa, Chordata, Mammalia, Rodentia, Cricetidae. The coding region runs from base 1170 to 3104 and encodes 644 amino acids. The transcript is spliced from 12 exons. The record is from RefSeq and is a predicted model, not a curated record.
CUUUGAUUCGUUGCUUCUGCGUCAGAGCUUGGGUUCUGGAAGCCAUCUUAGCCCAGCUGUGCGAGUGCCAGCCGGUGUUGGAGGGGCGAGAAUAACGCACGCCACUGGAUCACGUGAGACCUCGUCUGACCGUUGAUGGCAUGUGGGGGUCCUCACGUUAACAUGGUGCCUCGUUUCUCCCGAGCUAGAGCUCCCUCGGAUUCUGCCAUUUGAACCUGGAGGGAAGUCACAUUCUGUGACUCCUUUUAUCUCAGUCCGUGUGUCCGCUAAUUAGGGAAAACUUAGACUCGCAAGGCUCCUUCUUUUCUCCUCUUGGACGACAGCACAGAUAACAUCAGUAUUCUUUGGAUUACUGAGGGAAAGAGGUCUGCUGUGAGGUGGAUUUCCACAUUUGUUACAUACAUAGACCCUUCCACCCCAAACUCGGGGUGGGGGUGGUUUGGGAACUUCAUGGACUGUAGGCAACGUUUAGGCCUGUAGAGUCAUUGGGAAAAGUCAUUUCAGGAGCUAGAAGUUUUUGUUGGACCAUUCUGAACUCCACACAUGGGCACCUUAAAUAAUCCAAGGAUUCCUGAGCUGGAAGAAAGAGUGUGUUUAUAUUUUAGGCAAUUCUUUUAUCCAUCUAGAAGGGGGAAAAAAUCUCCCUAUUUGAAAAUUUCUCAUUUCCAAAUUCAUAGCCAAGUGGUAAGCUCACAGGCUUCUGGCUGUCCUGCAGCUUUGUGAGAGGCAGGGCCUUGUACUGCAUAUUUGGUCCUUAUCUCUGUUACUUUAGCUCUUGAAGCUUGCUGAUUACAACUUUUAGCCGCCAAGUCCUGUCCUGAACUAUUAUCUGGAACAAAAAGUUUCCAUGCGGCCUGCCUUGGCUGUUUGUGACAGGGACAGCGCACCGUGGAGGUGCGGUUUGGAGAGGAGAAGCUGCUGGAAGGGGAAAUGCAUGGAAGCGAAGGUGGUUUGUGUUACGCAGUGGCCGUUUGACUGGAGACCCCGACGUCCUGGAGUACUACAAAAAUGACCACGCCAAGAAGCCCAUCCGGAUUAUUGAUCUAAACUUGUGCCAGCAAGUCGAUGCCGGGCUGACAUUCAACAAGAAGGAGUUUGAAAACAGCUACAUCUUUGAUAUCAACACCAUCGACCGGAUCUUCUACUUGGUGGCGGACAGUGAGGAGGACAUGAACAAGUGGGUUCGUUGCAUCUGCGACAUCUGUGGAUUCAACCCCACAGAAGAAGAUCCCGUGAAGCCCCUUGGCCACUCCUCACAAACACCAGCUGACUCACCUCUAGGCGCGUCGGCCUCCACCCAGCCGGACGCCUCUCCGGUCGCGCUACCUCCGUCUUACCAGCUCAUCAGCCUCCCGCCACACCCAGACACUCUGGGCCUCCAGGACGAUCCACAAGACUACCUCUUGCUGAUCAACUGUCAAAGCAAGAAGCCCGAACCCACCAGCCAAGGGUCAUCUUUUGUUUCUGAAGAAGGAGAGGAGUACCUACUGCUAGAAGAUUUUGAAAGCAAAGCGGUCCCAUUGCAAUCCCACGUCGACUCUGCAAAGCCCACCUCUUCUGAAACAGACUGCAAUGACAACGUCCCUUCCCAUAAGCCUCCUGCUUCCUCCCAGAGCAGACAUGGAGUGAAUGGCUUUUUUCAGCAGCAACUGCUGUAUGACUGCCCGCCACCCCGAGCUCCAGCUGUCUCUGUAGACUCCAGCCUCUAUAACCUGCCCAGGAGUUAUUCCCAUGACGUGUUGCCAAAGGAGUCUCCGUCAGGUACUGAAGCAGAUGGAGAGCUGUACAUCUUCAAUACCCCAACUGGGACUUCGAGUGUAGAAACUCAGAUGAGACAUGUGUCCAUCAGUUACGACAUUCCGCCAACACCUGGUAACACUUACCAGAUUCCACGGACAUUUCCAGAAGGCACCUUGGGACAGUCAUCCAAGCUGGACACCAUUCCUGAUAUUCCCCCACCUCGACCACCAAAGCCACAUCCGACCCAUGACCGGUCUCCUGUGGAAACGUGUGGCGUCCCACGCACAGCCUCAGACAACGACAGCAGUUACUCUAUCCCUACAGCAGGCGUGCCGCCAUCCCGGAGUAAUACUGUUUCCACCGUGGAUCUGAACAAGUUACGGAAAGACGCUAGCUCUCAAGAUUGCUAUGAUAUUCCACGAACCUUCCCAAGCGAUAGAUCUAGUUCCCUGGAAGGCUUCCAUAACCAGUCUAAAAUCAAAAAUGUGUUGACAGUGGGAAGUGUCUCAGGUGAAGAACUGGAUGAAAACUAUGUCCCCAUGAAUCCCAACUCGCCACCACGACAACAUUCCAGCAGCUUGACGGAACCAAUUCAGGAACCAAAUUAUGUGCCAAUGACCCCUGGGACAUUUGAUUUUUCUUCAUUUGGAAUGCAAGUCCCUCCUCCUGCUCAUUUGGGCUUCAGGUCCAGCCCAAAGACCCCUCCCAGGAGGCCAGUUCCUGCUGCUGACUGUGAACCACCCCCAGUGGAUAGGAACCUCAAGCCAGACAGAAAAGGUCAGAGUCCUAAAAUUUUAAGACCCAAACCCCAUGGUUUAGAGCGAACUGAUUCACAAACCAUAGCUGACUUUGCUACAAGAAGAAAGGCCAAGCCGGCACCUCUGGAAAUAAAGCCUCUGCCAGAGUGGGAAGAGCUGCAAGCUCCGGUCAGAUCUCCCAUCACCAGGAGCUUCGCUCGCGACUCCUCUAGAUUUCCCAUGUCCCCUCGACCUGACUCUGUGCACAGUACGACCUCGAGCAGCGACUCUCACGACAGCGAAGAGAACUACGUCCCCAUGAACCCGAACCUGUCCAGUGAAGAUCCGAAUCUCUUUGGCAGUAACAGCCUUGAUGGAGGGAGCAGCCCUAUGAUCAAGCCCAAAGGAGAUAAACAGGUCGAGUACCUCGAUCUAGACCUGGAUUCUGGGAAAUCCACCCCGCCACGGAAGCAAAAGAGCAGUGGGUCUGGCAGCGUGGCUGACGAGAGAGUGGACUACGUGGUGGUGGACCAGCAGAAGACUCUAGCCCUCAAGAGCACCCGGGAAGCGUGGACGGACGGGAGGCAGUCCACAGAGUCCGAAACUCCCACCAAGAGUGUGAAGUGAAGAUAACCAUUGCCACUGCCGAACAAAGGAGAAUUGAGGAAAAGAUGGAUGCCAAGGGAAGCUGCCGAUGCUUGACUCUCUCAGGAGAGCCUGGAGCAAGCAGGGACAGAGAAAAGGACCUCUCAGACAUAUUCAAGCAAAUUAGAUCGUAAAUGGUGCUGUGUGGUGUUGAAUUUGUAACAUGUAAAUAAUGUGGGGAAAUUGAGUUUUAGUUCACAGAGAAAUGUCUGUUCCUAGUUAACACACCUGUAGUAUUACUCUAUUGAUGCACUUUUUCAUUUCAAACAUUGGUUUGGGUCUUCCCAUGUACCUUAACAGAAUUCCCUUGGGAGUUUUUUGUCUCCUCACACUACUCUACAUAACAAUACUAAGUUAAAUGAGCUACUUUUAGUUCUGGAAAUUCCAGCUGGAGCUACAGCCUAACACCAUUAAAACGAGAAGUCGGUUCAUAAAUGGGCUUCUCCCUUGAAGGUGGUAACUGGUAGCUUAAAAGAACUUCUCCUUCGUUUUUUUCCAAAAUACUGGGGAUAAUGUAUAUACUGGUGUCAAGACCUAGUUCUUUGGCUCGUGUAUACUUAGAUUUUAAUAGCAGAACUUUGUUAUUUUUUGUUAAUUACAGUGUUUUUGGUCCAUUGCGUGAAGGUUCUGCUGGGUGGGAUCUUGCACCUUUGAAGACUGUCUCUAGUUACACUAUUAAGCCCCCACAUCAUCCGCACGUGGAUUGACGAGAUGCUCUUACACGUGUUCACACGUGUUAAACAUUACUUGCAGAAGGUAGAUCACAUGACUAAUGAGGUACGUACAGGGCACUGACGUGCUAAUACACUGAUCAGGUUUAGACAGAGAGCUUCAGCUAAGUCUUUAUUAAUCCUAGUGUUGGUUUAGAAUUAAUGAAACAGUUGACACUCACUGUCAGUUACAGCAACAUACUGUGAUUCUGAAUUAAGUAGACAGUAAUUCAAGAUUAUUACUCUUAAGAAUGAAAGUCUCUCUUUGACACCGUAGUGCCCUUUCUACAAUUUUUUUUUUUACUUAAUACUCUUCUUGGCCUUAUAUUUAAAUCCCUAUGCAAUUAAUGUUUUAUAUCUGCAUUUAAAAAACAGAAAUGUCAUUUUAAUUGAUUCUUGUAUGUAGCACCUAUUGCUUUUGUGAGUAAAUGAAUUAAGAGUUUUGUACUGUGAUUUGUAUUCACUGCCCCAAUUCUCAAACCAUGGAAGCCUUGCUGUGCUGUGAGACCCUGUAGUCGUGAACGCCCCCAGCCAGACCUCUGAAUCCAGCAGAGGAACGGUGCGAGUCUGUCACCUGGACAAUGACAUUGUCUACUGGGACGUCCAGACCAUGAAUUGGUGUCGUGUAAUUGCACUUGUCUGUCUCGGCUUUGCCGUAUGACUUGGAAAGCAGCUAGCGUUGUCCAUUGUCUGCCCCAGUUACGUACAAUCUCUAUGCAUUGAUCUGAGACUCACUGAUGGCUUGGGGAGGGGACACAGAGGACAGAAUGUCCACAGCUGAGGCUUGUCUCCUCCGUUCAGACCUCUUAACUGUUGCCUGAGCACACAAUGUGCCCUGAUUUCUGGCCCUCUGGCCACAGUACUGUGCCUAAUCUGUGUACUAUGCUUUUUUUCUCAGUCCACAAGCUAAGUGUUCAUAACUAGAUGAAUUGUAGACUAGUAACAUUGGAUGCUUUUAAAUGUUCGCUUCUUUUUAAACAAAAACUAAAACCCAGAACUGAAUUUUGAGGUGGAUUUUUAAAUAAAAAAAAAUUGUUUGA